This is a messenger RNA of Heteronotia binoei (common prickly gecko), 979 nucleotides long. It is a transcript of the gene TEX36, whose product is annotated as testis expressed 36. The coding region runs from base 107 to 700 and encodes 197 amino acids. The transcript is spliced from 4 exons. Lineage: Eukaryota; Metazoa; Chordata; Lepidosauria; Squamata; Gekkonidae. The record is from RefSeq and is a predicted model, not a curated record.
CCAGAGCGGCCCACCCCAGCCUCAAGAGGAGGCCGGGCGGACGGCUGAGGGGAGAAGCGCUGCCUUCUUGGUGGAGUUCAGCCAGCACAGCAGUCAUCUCGCAGCCAUGCCCAAGGGCAGGCGGGCCAACCCCAGCACCGCACGGGAUGGUGCCUGGUUUCAACACUCUAGACCGCUGCAAAUAUAUCCCGAAUCCCUUACUGCCAGUAUGCAAAAACAGAUACUAAACUUAGAAACUGUUCAUCAAAUUGAAAACAGAUUGCCACUGAUGUAUAAACUUCGAGAAAAGAAGCCAGUAAACACGUUUCCAUUUUCAGUCCAUGACAACAGACAUUGCUUACUGAAUGUAGGAGAGUACUUAGAUUCUGGGCUAGGACUAAGAAAAUUUCAACAAGAGACAUGUCAACACUAUUCACAAAACUUCUCCUUUUUGGCCCAUGAACCCAUUUUGAGCAAUACUAGCUAUUGUACUAUGUAUCAAACAUCUUUUGUUCCAUACCCAAACACUGAAAAGCCCUUUCCAGGGCGAUUUCCCAAAAGCCACAUAGAGAGAUUCAAUGCUUUGAAUCCUGUUUCUAAGAAAGAUUCCAUAUGGUUUUCAGAAUGCAAUUCUAGUCAUAAUACUUUAAUUCCCAGUGGUCCUGUUAUAACUACUCUACCCGAUCCUAAGGAGCUACCUGAUGCACAGUUGAUGGAAUAAAUGUUCACGUAAAAUGGAUACUGAAAUGCAUUCCAGUUUGAAUUUACAAUAAGAUUGUUAUGAUUAGCAAAUUGAUCAUUGUUCUGUUUCCUGAAUAGAAAUUACUUUAUGAACCUAAGCUGCAUGAAGACAAGAGUAGAACAAGAAUAAUCACAUUUGUGGAGCUGGGGGUUUUUUCUGCGUGGGGGGGGGAGUAUUUUUAACAAGGAACAAUGUAGCUGGAAAAAAGGAAAGGCAUUUUAUGUUUGCAUUAAUUAAAAAUUGCUUGCAUUAUUCCUA